GAAGCUCUGAUCUCCACUUCUCGCCGACUCUAUAAAGCCCCCUCGCACUGCGAUUGUUCCAAAGCUCGGAAGGAGAAGCUCGGGGAUCGGCCAUGGACGCGACGAUGGCGCGGCAAACGUGGGAAUUGGAGAACAACAUCACGGCAACGUCGGAGGCCGGGGCUGACGCGGACGCGAUCUACGCCUACGAUGAGGCGGCGCAGGCGAAGGCGCAGCAGGAGAAACCAUGGUCGCAGGAUCCCAACUACUUCAAGAGGGUGAGGAUUUCGGCACUGGCGCUGCUCAAGAUGGUUGUCCAUGCGCGCUCCGGCGGCACCAUUGAGGUUAUGGGCCUUAUGCAGGGUAAGACUGAUGGGGACGCCAUUGUCGUCAUGGAUGCCUUCGCUCUUCCUGUUGAGGGAACUGAAACCCGCGUCAAUGCUCAGGCGGAUGCCUAUGAGUACAUGGUUGAUUACUCUCAGACCAAUAAGCAGGCUGGUAGAUUGGAGAAUGUUGUUGGGUGGUACCAUUCACACCCUGGGUACGGUUGCUGGCUUUCGGGCAUUGAUGUAUCCACACAGAUGCUUAACCAGCAGUAUCAGGAACCAUUCUUGGCAGUGGUUAUUGAUCCCACUAGAACUGUUUCAGCUGGGAAGGUGGAGAUUGGAGCAUUUAGAACAUAUCCAGAAGGAUACAAACCACCAGAUGAGCCUGUCUCAGAGUAUCAAACUAUCCCACUUAACAAGAUUGAAGAUUUUGGAGUUCACUGCAAGCAGUAUUAUUCACUGGACAUAACUUACUUCAAGUCUUCCCUAGACUGCCACCUCUUGGACCUUUUGUGGAACAAGUACUGGGUAAACACACUUUCAUCAUCCCCUCUUCUAGCCAAUAGAGAUUAUGUUGCGGGGCAGAUUUCUGAUCUGGCUGAAAAACUGGAACAAGCAGAGAACCAACUAGCUCACACACGUUUAGGUUCUUUUCUUGUACCCUCACAGCGAAAGAAAGAGCAAGAGGAAUCCCAGUUGGCUAAGAUAACUCGUGAUAGCUCAAAAAUUACAGUCGAGCAGGUCCACGGUCUCAUGUCACAGGUAAUCAAGGACAUCCUCUUCAACUCCGUGAGGCAUUCCAAUGGAGCACGGCCAAGCCUCACAGAUCCCUCUGGCCCUGAACCUAUGGUUGAAAGUUGAAGCAGGUUGGUGCUUGGUAGCUGAUUGGGGAAAGGAUCUUUUGAAUGAUCUUUUGUUGUGAAGCACUGAGGGCCGCAUCAACCUUGUUUCAGUUUGAAUCCAAGUAUUCAUUUGAGUUAAAUCCAGGGCACUUAUUUCAUUGUGGUGCUCCCUUGGAAAUGUUUAGAAUUUGCAGUCAUGAAGUUAUACUUUAACCAUAUGGUCAAUCGGGAUGUUUGUUUAAAGGAGAGAAAGUUGAAUGCAGUAUCAGUAGAGCCA
Molecule: messenger RNA, 1424 nt
Organism: Dioscorea cayenensis subsp. rotundata (Guinea yam)
Lineage: Eukaryota; Viridiplantae; Streptophyta; Magnoliopsida; Dioscoreales; Dioscoreaceae
Product: COP9 signalosome complex subunit 5-like
Exons: 6
Coding region: 93-1166 (357 amino acids)
Biological process (GO): protein deneddylation
Cellular component (GO): COP9 signalosome; cytoplasm
Molecular function (GO): protein binding; deNEDDylase activity; metallopeptidase activity
Source: RefSeq, a predicted model, not a curated record